Messenger RNA from Entamoeba histolytica HM-1:IMSS, 1608 nucleotides. RefSeq lists its product as uncharacterized. The record is from RefSeq and is a predicted model, not a curated record. NCBI's taxonomy places the organism in Eukaryota, Evosea, Mastigamoebida, Endamoebidae. The transcript has a single exon. Bases 1 to 1608 code for a protein of 535 amino acids.
AUGUAUUUAAAUCCACUAAAUAAACUUCCUCUUUUUAAUACUAAUGUUGAUGUACCAGAAGAAAUUGUAAAUAAUCAGAAUGUACCAGUUAAAACAAUAAAUGGAGAAGAUCCAUUUAAUAUUAUUCGAGAAUUUGGAAAGAAAUAUUUAGGACUAAAAUGUCCACAUGCACAAUUUACAAAAGCAAAAUCAGCAAUAACAUCUGGAUCAUUGAGUAAUUUACCAUUAACAAAAGAAUAUUUAAAUACACCAAUAACAAUUACAUGGGAAAAUGGAGAAAGUCUAACAGUUAAUUAUAAUAUAAUGAAAUUUAAUCCAACGAAUCAGAAAUUCCAAGAAGUACUUGAAAGAAGUAAAAGAAGAGGAAUAAGAGGUGGAAUAAGAAUAGAAGAUUUUGAAGAAGGAAAUGAAAGAAAAAGAAUAAAACAAGAAAAUGAUGAAUAUAAACCUAAUUGUUCUGAAUAUAACGAAGAAAUAUGUUGUUUAACAACAAGUAACAAAGUAAAUACAUUGAUUGUAAAUACUUUUGAUGCUAUUUCUAAUGGGUACUAUUUUUUGGAUAAAUUAACUGAAUGUCUUGAUAAGUUUGAUUCAAAUGAUUAUCCAAUUCAAGUAAUAUUCCCAAAAAAUGGAGGAGGUUUGGUGAAACUUGCACAAACAAUCGAAAAGGCAUUAUCACCAUAUGAUGAUGUUGAUUAUAUACUUUCAGCAAGAAUAUCAGAAUUUACAGAAGAUAUAAUGAAAAAAGGAUAUGCUUUAUAUAUGUAUGACCCAGAAACAUGUGAAAGCAGAGAAAAUGAAAUUAAUCCAAAAACACUUGGAGAAUGGUACACAAACCAUAGAACUAUUAAAUAUGAAGAUGUUGAACAUAAUGUUACACAACCAUCAAUAGUUAGUCUUAUGAAAAUACUACAAACAAUCUCUUUUAAUGAUGUUCCUGAAAUAAAGCAAUCGAUGAAACAUCCAAGAAAACCGACAGAAAUAGUAGUUUAUACAGAUUCAUAUUGUUAUUCAGCAUGUUCAUUGGUAACAAAAGGAUUAAAAGAAUGGGGAGGAGCUAUUAUUGUAGGAUUUGAUGGUGAUCCAUAUGGAAAAGAUGAAGAAUUUGAAGUAGGAUUAUCACCAUCUAAUAAUAUUCGUAGUAUUACUGAAAUAGAUUCAAAUAAUAUUUUUAAACAAUAUGGAUAUAAAUUGGGAUUAACUGUUAGAGAAACAUGCAGAUUUAAUUAUAAUUACAAUGAAACAAUUCCAAGAGAAUUUUUAACAGAUAUGAUUGAUGAAAGAGUGAAUAUUUAUCAAUUCUCAAACGAUAAGAUAAAUAAAACGAAAUGUAAUCCAAAGAAUAAAAGAUUAGUUAAAAGAGAUGAAAAAUGUGAUGAAGAAGUUAAUAUCGAACAUGGACAUGGAGGAUAUGAAUGUGGAGAUAAUGGAGAAUGGAGUACAAAAUGUGUAUUGGCAUAUUGUGAUGAAGGAUAUAAAUUUGAUUAUAUCAACAAUAGAUGUAUUGAAGACGUUUGUCUUUAUCCACCAAAUCCAAGCAAUGGAACAAGAGACAUGAGAAUAAAUCUAUUCAUUAUGAUAAUUGGAAUAAUGAUGAUAAUUCUCUAA